Molecule: messenger RNA, 2677 nt
Organism: Hippopotamus amphibius kiboko
Lineage: Eukaryota; Metazoa; Chordata; Mammalia; Artiodactyla; Hippopotamidae
Gene: STBD1
Product: starch binding domain 1
Exons: 2
Coding region: 593-1660 (355 amino acids)
Cellular component (GO): membrane
Molecular function (GO): glycogen binding; starch binding
Source: RefSeq, a predicted model, not a curated record
CACCGCGCCCGCUGUGCUCCGGAUCUCCCCAACCCCACCCGGCCAGGCCGCCUCUGCCGCCCCAGCCCCGCCUGUCGCCGACGCACAUCGGCCUCUUCCGUGUCUAAGUUCCUGGACGCUCCGGCCUCUAUCCGGCCGCACUGCUACCGAGUGUUUGUGGGGAGGAGGCGCCGAGGUUCCCGGCGCUGUCCCAGGCAGGGCUGGACCUGACGCGCAGCCGGAGCAGGAAAAGGAGGCGCGUUUGCGCGCUGGAGCCGUGCGCCCUUGGGCUCUUCGUGCGCGCGGGGCGCACUUGGAACCCGGCGCCGGGUGCUCCCCGCCGCCGGCGACUAGCGGGGUUGAGAAGGGAAAACGGAGAAGGAGAGCGCUCGUGUGUCCGCCCGGCCGGAGCCGGGGCUGCAGCUCCGGGGCGGGGAGUGGGGCGGGGCUGGGAAAGUUGAGUGUUAGUCGCGGAGGGCUGGGCUCGGCGUCGGAGCGCCGGCCGCCGGGGACCGUAAAAGGCUGGAGCGGGCUGGGGAGGUGUGGCUCUGCCUGCGUGACCUGAGCCCCCGUCUCGGUCGCCGUCGUCUCCCGCAGCUGCGGCCUCUCAGUCAUGGGCGCCGUCUUGUCAGCCCUGCUGGUCGGCGGGGGUCUGGCCGGAGCGCUCUUCGUUUGGCUGCUGCGGGACACGGGAAAGGAGGGGGAUGCGGAGCAGGGGAAGGGCGCCCCUCCGGGGGAGGCUGCGGCCCCGGGAGGCGAUCAAGGUGGCGGCGGCGGAUUGAGCCCUGGACCUUCCAGGCGGGAGCUGGUCACCAAACCAGAGCAUCUUCAAGAAAGCAAUGGCUGUUUGGUUGCUGAGACCAAGGGCCCUGGUGACCUGCAGGAAGCAGCACAGAGACUGCAGAGUCCUUCCGGAGAAGGCGGUAACCGUGACAAUUCAAGAGCGCAUGUUCCUUCUGGACAGUUUCCAGACACAGAAUCUCUAGCUACCUCUGAGGCUGGUAACUCUAGAAGUUACUCUGACGUUUCAAACAACGAAAGCCUUGGAUCUCCUGUAGGAGAAUGGGGUUUCCAAAAAGGCCAAGAGACACCUGCUAAAGCAGCUCCAUGUUUGGCAGAGAAGUUGCCUUCUAGCAACCCGCUCCUGGACAGAGUGAAAGAAGUGAGCCUUGCACAGUUGGACAGUCAGGUCCAGGCUGACCAUGAGGACUGCAAGGUGGUGUCCCAACACUCAUCUUGGGGAGAUGUUGGUUUGGGUGGCAGUCUUGAGUCUCCAGUGUUAAGCUCUAAGCAGGGAAAGGACUAUGACAGAAGCACUCUUGUGGAAGCAAGAGGUCAGGGAGUGGAUGUGAAACCAAAAAGGGUAGCAGCAGUAUCUUCAGAGUCUCGUCAAGUUACUGUCAGGUUCCAGGUCCAUUAUAUCACAAGCGCUGGGGUGCAAUUCCUUGCAGUAACUGGAGACCACGAGAGUCUUGGGAGAUGGAACACUUACAUCCCACUCCAGGGUAGCAAGGAUGGGCUCUGGUCUCGUCCUGUGUCCCUGCCAGCAGACACAGUGGUGGAAUGGAAGUUUGUGGUGGUAGAGAAUGGGGAAGUUACCCGUUGGGAAGAAUGCAGCAAUAGAUGCUUAGAGACUGGCCAUGAGGAUAAAGUGGUUCACAAGUGGUGGGGGAUUCACUGAUUCAGUUUGCAAAGCAUUGAAGAGGCUGUGGCAGAACACGGAAGAGGCUAAGGUUGUGGAGCACCCUGAAUAAUUUAAAAUAAAGGAAGUGCAACUUAUCUAGCCAUCAAAGUUGUUUCAAAGUUGCUAGUGGCUUUUGUCUAAUGUGUAGAUAAUGCUUCCAAUGAGCAGGGACUUUUUUUCUGUGGCAUUGAUGGAUGGAUUUAUGCUGAUCCAUCAUUACUUUAGGGCUUCGUCGUCUUGGGGAGUGGCUUUGCGAAGCUUCAGAUGUGCACUGGUCAGGGAGCACAGAAACUAACCAGCUGCAGAGGGUUCAGGCUUAAGCCUCUGGGUGAUUCUUAAACCAACAGAGUAAAAUAAGCUUUAUCCAAAAAGAGCUGAUAUUGUACUGGUACACCUGGAGAAAUGCUCUCUUUAAUACGUACACAUUUUAUAUUUAAAAAUAGUUAAUACCAUAUGGAACUGUGAUCAGAAAAUAUCUGGUCACUAGAUGUGAUUAGCCAGGAUAUGAGGUAAGGCAUUAGAGGACUUCCCAGUGUUUUUUGCUCAAUUUUACUUGCCAUGUAUGGUUUGAAAGUAUGUUUUUGUCUUAAUGGUUGAAGGCUGGUAUAAAAACAAUGGGCCUCAUCAGAGUCUGUUACCCGCAGCAGCCCAAGGGGAAAGAGAACAGGAAGGGGGACAGGGUGUAGGCUGAGGGAGGUGGCCUGCGUGAUACCUCUUGGAGGGCUGGGAGAUCCAGGCACAGCCCCACUGCAGGGUGGGAUGCGCCCACCAUGUCCUCCUGGGGCCUUUGCAGGACCGUCUCCCCCCACUGCCGCUCCUCACACAGCAGAUCUGGGCUCACAGAUGGACUGCCCCACAGCAAUCAUUUCACCCUCUUCCCUUUCCCUUCGUGCCAGUGGCUAGCCUGAGUAACAAAAUUAUAACAGGAGAGUGCUAUGGAAGUACAUCUUUGCUCUGGGAAGAAAUAAACAUUUAAACUUUGCCAUUAUAACUGAAAAAAAAUAAUAAAACCUG